Messenger RNA from Vespa crabro (European hornet), 3557 nucleotides. Its product is annotated as protein MTSS 2-like. The transcript is spliced from 13 exons. Lineage: Eukaryota; Metazoa; Arthropoda; Insecta; Hymenoptera; Vespidae. Gene Ontology annotation, cellular component: actin cytoskeleton; cytoplasmic side of plasma membrane. Gene Ontology annotation, biological process: cell projection assembly; plasma membrane organization. Gene Ontology annotation, molecular function: phospholipid binding; actin binding. Bases 519 to 3221 code for a protein of 900 amino acids. The record is from RefSeq and is a predicted model, not a curated record.
GAAUGAAAACAGUAUCGUACGCAGACGUGAGCCAUACUUGAUCCAUUGAAUCGACAUACUUCUGUCGCGUUUGACUCGAACUCUUUCGUUGUGUUUAUAGCGAAUAAUUGGGGGAAAAAAGAUUAGAAGGAUUUCUGUGUAUAAUAAUAACUUUAACGAAAUUGAAGAGAAAAAAAGAAAAGAGGAGAGAGAAGAUGAAUGAUUUAGAAGUGGAAGGUGGUUCAUUUCUAUUGUGGAAGGAUUGAUGUCAAAGCGUUCGUGGCACGUUCGAGACGGCCGAAUAAGGUACAAGUGAGGAUAAGGAAAGGGUAUCCCUUGCACUCUCGAUUCCGAAAAAAAAAAACAUCUUUUCUCUCCUGGCCGAUCGUAAGAAUGAACGAUAUCGUAGAAAUGAAAUUGAAAGGUAAACAUUUAUUGGAUACUUAUGUGGAUGAUAAAAAAUAAAUUUGUGAAGAAUCGUAAGAAAACGGAUACAUCGCGUACUGCAGACGGUAGUAUUUGAAGUUCUCUUUUAAAAGAUGGAUGCGACGAUCGAGAGAGAGUGCAGCGCAUUAGGCGGUCUCUUUCAGCAGAUAAUUACUGAUAUGAAGAAUGGAACACCUCUUUGGGAAGAUUUGAUCUCAAAAGCUACAAAACUACAUUCAUCCCUAAGAGCUGCCAUUUUGGCAUUAUCAGCAUAUCUAGAAGCUUUUCAAAAAAUUGCAGAUGUAGCAACCAAUGCUAGAGGUGCUACAAAAGAGAUUGGAACUGCUUUGACAAGAAUAUGUUUAAGGCAUAAAGCAGUUGAAAAUCGUAUGAAAUCAUUUACAAGUGCUAUUAUGGAUCGCUUGGUAAUGCCACUUCAAGAAAAAAUAGAAGACUGGAAAAGAUCUUUGAUUAAUUUAGAUAAGGAACAUGCCAAAGAAUAUAAAAAAGCAAGAGCAGAAUUAAAGAAAAGAUCAACUGAUACAUUGCGAUUGCAAAAGAAAAAGGGUCGGAAGGGUCAAACUUCUCAUAUUCAUACUCAGAUACAAGGGCAAAUUCAUGGAGUUGUACAAAGUGAUUCUGAGUUUAAUAAAAUGUUAGAAUCUUCUGCUGCAGUCAUUCAAGAAAAACGUUUAAGUUUGGAAGAGACUGAAAGAAAGGCAGUGCGUGCAGCUUUGCUUGAAGAACGUGGUAGAUUCUGUCUACUAGCUAGAUUUUUAAAACCAGUACUUGAUGAGGAGAUUGCAAUGUUAAUGGAAUUGACACAUCUUCAAGAAGUUUCUGAUCAAUUGCAAAGACAUGCAGCUUCACCACAUCAUCUACCACCUGCAUCUGAACAAGUGAUAACGGAUAUAAAAGGCUGCGAUGUUACACAAUGGUCAUUAGCAACUCCUCCUUCUAGCCCUUCUUUAUCUUUAGGAUCAAGAAAAAGCUCUAUGUGUUCAAUCAGUUCUUUAACAAGCAGUAGCAGUGGAUCUUGUAAAAGUCAUCCAAGUCCAUCUGGACAUCCAUGGCACAGAUCCCUUUCUCAGUCCGUUGGUGCCAGGCCUUCCAGCAUCAGCAGUAUGGCAAUGUUGCGUCAUUUAACAAAUGGCAGUUCCCGUGAUUCUGGCUUCACUUCUCAAGAUACGUUAUAUACACAACCUAUUUCUGAACAUCAGGUAUCAAAUGUCUCUUCUCAAUAUAAUCAAAGUACUGGAUGUACUGUUACAAGACCUGUAACUACUUCAACUUGGCCUGAUUUACAGGAAACAUCUACUACGUAUGAUAGACAAAGCCAAAAUACAAUUAAUGAAAGGCCUCAUACAAUCUCUUCUGCUUAUGAAAAGGGGCAUCAGAGACCUGCUCUUAGUGUUUACACAUUCCAAGCACCUGAUCAAGAGGGAAAUAAUUGUUGUCACAGUCAGCCAGCUUCUCCAGUUUCUUCUUCCUCAUCAUGCUCUUCCUCUAAUCAACAGUUAUCAAGAAUACAAUUGCGUCGAAAUAAUGGAAAUCGUCCACCCAUACCUAAUAGAUGUUCUAGCCUAGAACGACCAUCUACAACAGUAAAAACUGAACCACCUAGUAGUCCACGGGGAAAACCGAAAUUACCGCUUCCAGCUCAUUUAGCAAAAGAAUUAGCCACACAUCAACUUCAGCAACCAAUGUAUGUAAACAUGCAUGAAUUGGCAAACUUGGCUGCUAGUCGUGCACAAGAAAUGCAAUUUCCUUUACCACCUCCUCCUUCAAUGCCAGCAUCAGGAAAUGACAAGGUCGAAGGUACAGAAAAAGAUGGAGGAAGCCAAACUUCGGAAUCAAGCGUAGAAUCAAGUAGUGGAUAUGGAAGUCAGACUACUUUACCGCAUUCCCAUUCUACUCAUAAUCAGACUGAAAAUACUUGGAAUGUACCUGCAGCUGCAUCGACUUUACUUUCGCGGAGAGGAUCAAUGCAGCAAGCUACUAGGCCACCUCCGCCGGCAAGACGUACAUCUACUAUUAUUACAGCUACCUUCAGUAGUCUUGUAACUAAUCCCAACGAAGAAAAUAUAGAAAAUAUUUGCGACGAUACUGAAAAUCUUCCGCCACCGCCAGCAUUCCUAUUAGAAAGUUCUUCGCCUGUAGCUAGCCCUACUCCUCAACGAUCUAUUUCCGUAUCAGAAACAGUACGAACUUUGACAGAACUACGUCAUACACCAGCUAGUCCUUCUCUUUUACGUAAGGCUGGUGCACAAGGACAUGUUAAUACUUCUAGCGUAAUGCAGCAUAGUACAAUAUUACAAACAGCUUGUACGUCUGUUGAACGUUCAUCUACUACUACGCGUUCCACUUCAAAAGAACGCGGAACGCAUUUCACUCAGACACAAAUAUCUACUGCCACUGUAAGCAAUCAAGGGCAAGGUCCUGGAGGUGUAGGUCAAAGUUUCAUGGCUGCACUCAAUGCAAAACUUAUUAAUAGUACAAGCGGUAAUAGCACAGGUAACAGUAGUCCGAAACCAGCAAGAAAACAUUCCACCGAUCAACAAAUGACCAAGAAUUCUAAAACAUCAUCUGGUUUUCUUGAAACGUUAAAUGCAAAAUUAGCGCAACAACAACAGAGCCUUCAAGGGAACAAUGUAACAAGUAGAUCUGCCAGUGUGAGACGUAUUAUGGGUAAUCGCGUACCUAUUAUGGAUCCAGCUCAAGUAAGAGAUUCUCUUAUGGAUCAAAUUCGACGGGGCACUUCUUUACGAAAAACCAGUGGUCCCAUUAACGAUCGUUCUGCUCCCAAAAUCUGUUGAAUGCCGAGGAAUGCUGUUUUGCGUAAGUUCCUCCUGCUGUUUUAUUACAUAUAAUGUUUAUAUAAGGCAAUAUAUACAAACAUCAAAACAUCUUUAUAUUGUCGCAUACAUGUCAGACUAUGACAAUACCUUUACAAGUAUAUUUGCAUUAUUUAUGUUAUGAAUACCAAAACUUUCAUUUAUUGCACGAGUUACAUAUUGUAACGAUGGAGCAAUUUUUUGACAGAGUUUAUUGUAAGUUAAGAAGAAACAUUAUGUUAAAUCUGCCUUGAAAGUAUUUAUAUUUAGCGCGAUAUAUAAUAAUAAUAAUAAUAAUAAUAAUAAUAAUAAUAAUAA